AUGGAAGAACAGGUGUUCAAGGGGGACCCAGACACUCCUCAUUCCAUCUCCUUCUCCGGCAGUGGGUUUCUCUCCUUCUACCAGGCCGGGGCCGUGGAUGCCCUUCGAGACUUGGCCCCCCGGAUGCUGGAAACCACCCAUCGCUUUGCUGGGACGUCAGCAGGUGCGGUGGUCGCGGCUCUGGUCAUCUGCGGGAUUGAAAUGGAUGAGUACCUCAGAGUCCUCAACGUAGGUGUCUCGGAGGUGAAGAAAUCCUUCCUGGGGCCCUUGUCACCGUCCUGCAAGAUGGUGCAGAUGAUGCGGCAGUUUCUGUACAGGGUCCUGCCCGAGGACUCCUAUAAGGCGGCCACAGGGAAGCUCCACGUGUCCCUCACUCGGUUCACAGAUGGAGAGAGUGUCGUGGUUUCAGAGUACACAUCCAAGGAAGAGCUCAUCGAGGCCCUCUACUGCAGCUGCUUUGUCCCCGUGUACUGUGGCCUCAUCCCCCCAACUUACCGUGGUGUGCGCUACAUCGACGGGGGCUUCACAGGCAUGCAGCCCUGCUCCUUCUGGACUGAUGCCAUUACCAUCUCCACCUUCAGUGGGCAGCAGGACAUCUGCCCCCGGGACUGCCCCGCCAUCUUCCACGACUUCCGCAUGUUCAACUGCUCCUUCCAGUUCUCCCUGGAGAACAUCGCCAGGAUGACCCAUGCCCUGUUCCCGCCGGACCUGCUCAUCCUGCACAACUACUACUACCGAGGGUACGAAGAUGCUGUUUCCUACUUGAGGCGGCUGAAUGCUGCUUACCUCAAUUCUCCCUCCAAGAGAGUGAUGUUCCCCCGCGUAGAAGUGUACUGCAAUAUAGAACUUGCCCUUGGCAAUGAGUGCCCUGAACGCAGCCAAUCAAGCCUCCAAACGGAGCAGGAAGAAUCCAUACAACCUCACACACAGUGGGCUCCUGAAGGGGAAGGAAAGUGCAGCCACGGUCCACUUGUGUCCUCACCUGUGCAGACUCCUGAAUCCACACGCGAGUGGCCUGUAGAGUCACCUGUUUCACCACCUGUCUCUUCAUUUGAGCAGUCACCUGCAUCUCCACUGGCCUCAUUACCAUCACAUUCUCCAGUUGACUUGCCCCCUCUAUCACUCCCAGCUGUGCCCUUACCACUUAGCUCCACACCUGUGCUGUCACGUGUAUCACCACAGCAGCGGGUACAAAUGACUGGAUCACCGCCAAGAUCCCCACCUUCCCAGUCAUCUCUGUCACCCAGGCCAUCCCCGGGGCCUUCAUCUGUAGGAGCAGCUCAAACACUGCCCCAGUGUUCUCCUUCAGCGUCAUCUGCACAGCCACCUGUGGAGGAAUUGGGCCCAGAACAGCCCCAAGCUCCCCUUGCCUCUUCAAAUCUGAAAGGCACCAUGUCCUUGGUUAAUGUGAAGGAAACCACCAGCAAGCCUCAAGCAAUGGGGAACCCUGCUGAAGACUCCAGCUGGAUGAGCAAGAUGUUCAAGAAGAACAAACAAAAGACAAGUAGCACCAGAAAAGGCUUCCCAAGACAUCCACCAUCCAAAAAAACAGGCGGCAAAGUGCAGUGA
Messenger RNA from Odobenus rosmarus divergens (Pacific walrus), 1569 nucleotides. RefSeq names its product patatin-like phospholipase domain containing 1 (gene PNPLA1). Gene Ontology annotation, molecular function: triacylglycerol lipase activity. The coding region runs from base 1 to 1569 and encodes 522 amino acids. Gene Ontology annotation, cellular component: lipid droplet; membrane; cytoplasm. The transcript is spliced from 8 exons. The record is from RefSeq and is a predicted model, not a curated record. Gene Ontology annotation, biological process: triglyceride catabolic process; lipid homeostasis. Lineage: Eukaryota; Metazoa; Chordata; Mammalia; Carnivora; Odobenidae.